AUGUUACUCCCAUGCUGGAAGUUUUUCGGCUUCCUCGCAGCAGCCCGACUUUGCGAACUAAAAGUGCCAGACUCUGAUAUUACGACAUGGUGGCACGAAAACUCGGUCGUCAACACCAAUACUUCAGUAGCGGCUGAUGAGGUACGGCGUUCACGACGAUACAACGUCUCCGUUUCCCUUGCGGGUGAGGAUGACUUUCAUCAUUCUUUCGUCUAUGAAUCCAUUCCUCGUAAUGGCAAUGGCAAGAUGUUCGAUCCAGCUCAACCAGGGAACGAGUAUGAUUUUGCGGACGGAGAUGGGAUUACCACUGAGGCAGAUGAGGGAAUUAAUAUGGCUUGGACGCAGUUUAUCUACCGCAAAGACGUCGAUGUUCGGAUUGUUACUACUGACGGGUCUUCGAUUGGCCCAGCUUCAAACGUUGUCAUCCGCCCUGUUGAUCUUGGCUUUUUAGUUAAGAGUCCAAAGCAUAACACUGUCUUGGUUCGAGUGCCUUACCAGAAAUCCGGGGCUAGAUUCUCUGUUGAGUUCAAGGACGAUCUCUUCACGUACAGGUCCAACGGCACUGACUAUGUGAAUGAUGGUGGUGUCAUAGUCAGUGAGGAACCCAGAAAUGGCCUUAUCAUCUUCGCCAGCCCGCCUCUGCCCAAGGAUCUAAUUCCCUCCAAGACAUCCAGCAACGUACAGGUCAUCCACCCUGGAAAGAUGACGCAAGACACUUUCGGGUCCAAACCAACCAUGAUCUUCGAACCGGGCGUCCAUUGGAUAGAGAAGGAUGGUGUUCUUGGCAAGGACCAUAUCAAGUUGAAUCCGAAGACUCACUACGUAUAUUUCGAGCCUGGUGCCUACGUCAAAGCAGCACUGGAAUACACAACGAAACACUCCACUUUCCAUACAAUCGGCUAUGGAGUUCUGUCAGGCGAGAAUUAUGUAUACAUGGCCAACACAGUCAAAAACUAUACUUCAGUGAAGGACGACAGGUACAGCCUCCGUAUGUUCUGGCAUCAGUCCGUGACAGACAAUCAGACCUGGCACUGCAUCGGCCCAACGCUUGCUUCGCCGCCGUUCAACACGAUGGAUCUCUAUCCCAAGAACAGCACUCCUCACGAAGAAGAUAACAAAGUCAGUGCACAUAUCCGCGAUUACAAGCAAGUUGGGGCAUAUUAUUUCCAGACCGACGGAACACAGAUGUAUAAAGGUUCAGUUCGCGAUGUAUUCUGGCACGUCAAUGAUGAUGCUAUCAAACUAUAUCACUCUGGAGCUCAACUUCACGGUCUGACGAUUUGGAAGGCUCGGAACAAUGCUAUCAUUCAGAUGGGCUGGAAGCCGCGUAACGUUAGCGACGUAUCGGUUAGUAAACUCCGCAUCAUUCAUAAUCGGUGGAUCAAGCCCGAUGCGUAUGUUCCGUCGGCUAUUCUGGGUGCGUCGCCGUUCUACGGUGAUCCAAAGGAGAUCGACACUCAGCGGACCAUACAAGUCAAAAUUGAUGAUGUCGUCUGUGAGGGGGUUUGUGCAGCACUCAUGGCGAUUGCUCCAAUGCAAAACUUCGACUUGCAGAUCUCAAAUGUGCAUUUUGAGACGCUACAUAACGAUACGGAGCUGAGACUUGGAAGAAGCGUCGUUGGUAUGGACGCCGGGGAGGAGAUGGAUAAUUAUACUCCCGGGCAGGCAAACCUGACGCUGGGUAUUCAUAUUAAGAACUGGACAAUUGCUGAUACGGAAGUGGAUAAGAAGAAUGCGGGCGAGGAUGGGUUGGGCCAGCUGAAGAUUAACCCCAUGUUUGAUGGAGACUGGAGCAUAUGA
Messenger RNA from Fusarium fujikuroi IMI 58289, 1800 nucleotides. RefSeq names its product related to Dextranase. The coding region runs from base 1 to 1800 and encodes 599 amino acids. The record is from RefSeq and is a predicted model, not a curated record. The transcript has a single exon. NCBI's taxonomy places the organism in Eukaryota, Fungi, Ascomycota, Sordariomycetes, Hypocreales, Nectriaceae. Gene Ontology annotation, molecular function: hydrolase activity, hydrolyzing O-glycosyl compounds.